UGAAAGGAGAAGCUGUACCGUGAUGUGUUCGGAUAUAAUGCGGAGUUUCUCUGCCGUCGCCGCUUGUUUUAUUUUUAAAUAAGCCUAGGCCUAUAUGUAUCUGUGGUAUAAUAUGCAGAUGAUUCUCACAUAAGAAGCAUCGGAUGAGAGGAAAACGGCAAUGGGGGAUGUUAUUCACGUGAAAUGUGUCAGGAUAUGGUUACUGACACUCCUUUGUUUGUGGGAUCCAUCCUCUGGGCAGAUUGUGUACUCCGUGUCAGAGGAGGUGAACAAGGGAACCGUGGUUGGAAAUAUAGCGAAGGAUCUGGGUCUUAAAGGUAAUGAUCUGGAGCCGCGGAUGUUUCAGCUGGUAUCGGGAUCCAGCAGGAAAUACUUUGAGGUAAAUUUGAAAACUGGUGUGUUGUUUGUGAAUGAGAGAUUAGACAGAGAAGAGCUGUGUCCUGGUGCUCAGAAAUGUAAUUUAUUUUUAGAAGCCAUUAUUCACAAUCCUCUAAACCUUUAUCGUGUAGAAAUUAAUAUCUUAGACGUAAAUGACAACGCGCCAUUUUUUCCACGGAAUAAAAUCGAGUUAAAUAUAACAGAAAAUGCUACUCCGGGGGACCAGUUCUCUAUUCUUAUGGCAGAAGAUCCCGAUGUGGGCAGUAACUCGUUAAAGACUUACAAGCUGAGUCCGAAUGAACAUUUCACUCUGGAUGGACAAGGUGGCGGAGAGCAAAGUGCAUCUGCUGAGUUAGUGCUACAAAAAGCUUUAGAUCGAGAGAAACAGGCCACGAUUCCACUCGUACUGACUGCUAUUGACGGAGGCAAACCUCCUAGAUCCGGGACACUACACAUCAUCGUGAACGUGAUGGACGUCAACGACAACAGCCCAGUGUUUAACAAACCAUUGUACAAGAUUCAACUGGAUGAGAAUGUUCCAUACGGCACCCCGGUUAUAACACUAAAUGCUACCGAUUUAGAUGAAGGCCUAAACAGUCUGAUACAGUACUCCAUCGUUGAGCACAAAAGCGUACAUUUAGAUACGUUUAAUGCUGAUCCCCAUACUGGCAGAAUCACCGUAAAAGGAAGAAUUGAUUACGAGGAAAAUCCUGCGUUUGAAAUCCGUGUAGAAGCUACAGAUAAUGGCGUCCCACCACGUAGUACACAAUGUAAAGUUCUAAUCGAAGUUAUUGACUUGAAUGACAAUCGUCCUGAAAUCUCAGUCACACCACUACUGAAGAGUCUAAGGGAAGACGCGAAAAGUGCAACAGCUGUUGCAUUGAUAACACUUUCUGAUAAAGAUACGGGUAAAAAUGGAAUGUUGAAGUUUGAAAUAAUUGGUCCAUCACCUUUCAAACUGCAAUCUUCAUUUAAAAACUAUUACUCACUGGUUGUUGACGGACCGCUAGACAGAGAGAAAGUUUCUGAAUAUAACGUCACCAUCAUAGCUACAGAUGAGGGAACCCCGCCCCUCUCCAGCACUAGCGUCAUUACUGUGCACGUUUCUGAUGUGAACGACAACGCGCCGCGUUUCCCAGAGCCGUUGAUAAAUAUUUAUGUAAAAGAGAACAAUCAGAUCGGCAUCGUUAUAUAUACCGUGUCUGCGGCUGAUCCGGAUGAAAAUGAAAACGCCCGAGUUUCUUAUUCGCUCAUUGAAGGCUCUUCAGCCAGUGUUCCGCUUUCUAGUGUAAUAAACGUUAAUUCGGCCAGUGGGGAGAUAUACAGCUUACAGUCUUUUAACUACGAAGAAAUGAAAACGUUUCAGUUUCAAAUUCGGGCCACAGACUCUGGUGAACCUCCUCUAAGCAGCAACGUGACCGUGAAGGUUUUUAUCCUGGAUGAGAAUGACAACAGUCCUGGGAUCCUCCUGCCCUAUUCGGACCAGGGCUCCGUCAGUACUGAGAGCAUUCCGUACUCUGCCGAAGCGGGCUACUUCGUGGCCAAGAUCAGAGCUGUAGAUGCGGACUCUGGUUAUAAUGCGCUGCUCUCUUACCACAUUGCGGAACCCAAGGGAAGCAACCUGUUUAGAAUCGGAACCAGCAGCGGGGAGAUACGGACUAAGAGGCGAAUGAGUGACAAUGACCUGAAGACUCACCCGCUGGUCAUUUUGGUUUCUGAUGGCGGAGACCCAUCCCUGUCAGCCACUGUGUCUAUUGACGUCGUGGUUGUUGAAAGUAACAGUGAAAUUCAGACUCACUUCAGGCAUCUUCCGACCAAAGAGGAGAGUUUUUCGGACUUAAACCUGUAUUUGCUGAUCGCCAUCGUGUCAGUGUCGGUGAUAUUUUUGCUGAGCCUCAUCAGUUUGUUAGCCGUGAAAUGCCACAGGACGGACACCAGUUUGAGUAGAUACAGCGCUCCGGUGAUCACCACACACCCCGACGGGAGCUGGUCUUACUCUAAAUCCACCCAGCAGUAUGACGUGUGUUUUAGCUCAGACACACUGAAGAGUGACGUAGUGGUUUUCCCGGCGCCGUUCCCGCCUGCAGAUGCUGAACUGAUCAGUAUUAAUGGGGCUGAUUCUUUGAAACGGAACCAAACACUGCCGACCCGGGAGAAGGUAAGAUUGUAA
This is a messenger RNA of Paramormyrops kingsleyae, 2548 nucleotides long. The record is from RefSeq and is a predicted model, not a curated record. NCBI's taxonomy places the organism in Eukaryota, Metazoa, Chordata, Actinopteri, Osteoglossiformes, Mormyridae.